Anneissia japonica is the source of this 1106-nucleotide messenger RNA. Its product is annotated as radical S-adenosyl methionine domain-containing protein 1, mitochondrial-like. Gene Ontology annotation, cellular component: cytoplasm. NCBI's taxonomy places the organism in Eukaryota, Metazoa, Echinodermata, Crinoidea, Comatulida, Comatulidae. Gene Ontology annotation, molecular function: 4 iron, 4 sulfur cluster binding; catalytic activity. Gene Ontology annotation, biological process: porphyrin-containing compound biosynthetic process. The record is from RefSeq and is a predicted model, not a curated record. The annotation marks the transcript as partial. The transcript has 2 exons.
GAAGCAGAGAAGUUAGUUUCAUUUAAAUUGGCUGGUAUCAAUCGAAUCUCAAUUGGAUUACAAGCAUUGAACCAAACUGACCUCAAGAUAUUGGGACGUGAUCAUUCCGUGAAGGAAUCUAUCCGUGUUUUACACAAAGCCAAGAAACUCUUCCCAGGUCGUACCUCAAUAGAUUUGAUGUUUGCAAGACCUGGACAGACAGUUGCAUCAUGGCUGAAAGAACUAGAGGAAGUUAUAAUGUAUGCAGAUGAUCACAUCUCUCUUUAUCAGUUGACUUUAGAGCGAGGAACAGAAUUGUUCAAGUGGUAUCAGCAAGGGCAAAUAUCUGUCCCAGAAAGCGAUGUCUCUGCAGAAAUGUACAAAGCAGCCGUUUGUAUCCUAGCUGAGGCUGGGUAUGAAAGGUAUGAGGUGUCAAACUUCGCAAAACCUGGUUCUGAAAGCCAACACAAUCAAGCUUAUUGGUCAGGAAGUCAAUAUUUAGGUGUUGGACCUGGGGCACAUGGGAGAUUUGUGCCCCUGAACCAGGAUAAGUAUCCAGAUACAUCAGUACAGAGAGGAACAAAGCCUGAUGGAUUAACAGGUGUCAGUGAUGAAGGUUAUUCAGAAAUUGUUUUUAAAAGUGAUCAAUCUGGGUUACCAAUGCGUGAAGCAAGGAUUCAGACACUAGAACCGUUACCAUGGAUGAAGGAGGUCCAUAGAAAUGGGCACGGAACCAGAAGAAGAGUGAAACAGAGUGUUCGGGAAAUAUUACAAGAAUUGAUCAUGCUGGGAUUGAGAACUAAAAGAGGAAUAUCAAACAACAAAUGGCUUGAACAUUCUGGUAGAAUUUCUUUGAGGCAAAUUUUCCAGAAAAAUGAAGCAGUUAAGAUUUUGGAAAAUCAUGGAUUGGUUAAAAUAUCUGAUGGAUAUCUGAAACCAACUGCAGCAGGUUUAACAGUCGCUGAUAGCCUGACUACGGAACUAAUUCUUGCUCUUGAUGAAUAUAUCAAGAUAUCCAGCAAAUAAUCUUUAAAAAAAAAUUUUUUGUUCGACAACUACACAAUGGAAAGACAUUUUUAUUUCUUUAUCAACCGAGGUGUAUUGAUAGUGUAACAAAAUGGUGCAGU